This is a messenger RNA of Pogona vitticeps (central bearded dragon), 3432 nucleotides long. It is a transcript of the gene NEFM, whose product is annotated as neurofilament medium chain. The record is from RefSeq and is a predicted model, not a curated record. Lineage: Eukaryota; Metazoa; Chordata; Lepidosauria; Squamata; Agamidae. Gene Ontology annotation, molecular function: structural constituent of postsynaptic intermediate filament cytoskeleton. Gene Ontology annotation, biological process: intermediate filament bundle assembly; axon development. Gene Ontology annotation, cellular component: neurofilament; axon.
UAAGGCGCUGCCUUCUGCAGCCAGCCCGCCGCCGGGAACUUCGCGCCGAGCGCCCAUCCCCAAGUCUUCCAAGAUGAGUUACACGCUGGAGCCGCUGAGCCACCCGUCCUACCGGCGGGUGGCCGAGAGCCGGACCACCUUCAGCCGGGCCAGCGUGUCGCCCUCCAGCGGGUUCCGGUCCCAGUCGUGGUCGCGGAGCGCGCCCAGCACCGUCUCGUCCUCCUACAAGCGCCACUUGGGCGCGGCGCGGGCUUCCUACGGCUCGACGGGGCUGAGCUCCUCCGAGAGCCUGGAGCUGAGCCAGUCCUCGCUCUUCAACGGCGGCGGCGGCGGCGGCGGGGAGCUGAAGCUGUGCCGCUCCAACGAGAAGGAGCAGCUGCAGGGCCUCAACGACCGCUUCGCCGGCUACAUCGAGAAGGUCCACUCCCUGGAGCAGCAGAACAAGGAGCUGGAGAGCGAGAUCGCGGCGCUGCGGCAGAAGCAGGCCGGCCGGUCGCAGCUGGGCGACGCCUUCGAGCAGGAGCUGCGGGAGCUGCGGGCCGCCCUCGAGCAGGUCAACCACGAGAAGGCGGCCCUCCAGCUGGACUCGGACCACCUGGAGGAGGACAUCCAGCGCCUCAAGGAGCGCUUCGAGGACGAGGCGCGCCUCCGCGACGACACCGAGGCCAUCAUCCGCGCCCUGCGCAAGGACGUCGAGGAAGCCUCGCUGGUCAAGGUCGAGCUGGACAAGAAGGUCCAGUCCCUGCAGGAUGAGGUGGCCUUCCUCCGCGGCAACCACGAGGACGAGGUGGCCGACCUGCUGGCCCAGAUCCAGGCCUCGCACGUCACCGUCGAGCGCAAGGACUACCUGAAGACCGACCUCUCGGCCGCCCUCAAGGAGAUCCGCUCCCAGCUCGAGUGCCACUCCGACCAGAACAUGCUCCAGGCCGAGGAGUGGUUCAAGUGCCGCUACGCCAAGCUCACCGAAGCCGCCGAGCAGAACAAGGAAGCCAUCCGCUCGGCCAAGGAGGAGAUCGCCGAAUACCGGCGGCAGCUCCAGGCCAAGAGCAUCGAGCUGGAAUCCGUCCGCGGCACCAAGGAGUCCUUGGAGCGCCAGCUCACCGACAUCGAGGAGCGCCACAACCACGACCUCACCAAUUACCAGGACACCAUCCAACAACUAGAAAAUGAGCUGAGAGGUACGAAGUGGGAAAUGGCACGUCAUUUGAGGGAAUACCAGGACCUGCUCAAUGUCAAGAUGGCGCUCGAUAUUGAAAUUGCCGCAUACAGGAAACUUCUUGAGGGUGAAGAAACAAGAUUCAGUGCCUUCUCUGGCAGCAUCACUGGGCCAACAUUCACACACAGGCAGCCCUCUGUAACAAUAUCUGCUAGCAAAAUCCAGAAAUCAAAAGUUGAAUCUACAAAGCUAAAGGUCCAGCACAAAUUUGUAGAAGAAAUCAUUGAAGAGACAAAAGUAGAGGAUGAGAAAUCUGAACUUGAAGAGGCUUUAGCAGCGAUGGCUGAAGAGCUGGCUGGUGGAGCAGCAGCUGAAGAAGAGAAGGAGGAAGAGGAAGGAGAAGCGGUGGAGGAGGAAAUUGUGGCAGAGAGCAAGGCUGAGGUUGAAGCAGCUGCCCCUGAAGGUGAGGAAGGAGGAGAAGAAGAGGAAGAAGGUGAAGAAGAAGGUGAGGGAGAUGCAAAGUCUGAUCAAGCGGAAGAAGGUGGAUCUGAGAAGGAAGAAGAAAAAAGUGAAAAAGAGGAGGGUGAUGAAGAAGCAGAAGAGGAAGCUGGGGAAGGAGAAGCUGAGGGAGAGGAAGCUGAAGCUGAGAGCAAAGAAGAAGGUGCAGAAGAAGGUGAAGGAGAGGCAGAGGAAGCUGUUGCUGCAGAGAAGGUGAAAAAAUCUCCACCAAAGUCUCCAGUGGCAGAAGAAGCAGGGGCUAAAGAAGAGGACAAGGGAGGAGAAAGUGGAGAGGAGAAAGAGCAGGAAGGUGAAGGAGAGGAGGCUGAGGAAGAGGAGAAAGCAAGCUCCCCAGCAAAAGCCGGGUCUCCAGAAAAAGCAGGGUCACCAGAAAAAGCAGGAACCCCAGGGAAAGGUUCUCCUGAGAAGGCCGGAACUCCAGAAAAGGCAGCAUCUCCUGAGAAAGCUGGGACACCUGAGAAGGCUUCCCCUGAGAAACCCAGCACUCCAGAGAAAGAGUCUCCUGCAAAAGCAGGGACUCCUGAGAAAGCAGGUACCCCAGACAAGCCAGCUUCUCCAGAGAAAGCAGGGACCCCAGAGAAAGCCACCUCUCCAGAAAAGGCAGGGACUCCAGAGAAAGCUGCUUCUCCAGAAAAGGCAGGGACUCCAGAAAAGGCAGCCUCCCCAGAAAAGGCAGGCAGCCCAGUGAAGGAAGUAGAAGAGAUCAUCUCAGUCGCCAAAGCAGUUAAAGUUAGUGCAGAGAAAGAAACAAAAGAAGAGAAGAAAGAAAAAGCUGAGAAGACAUCCAAGGGGUCGAGCAAAGAGGACAUAGCAGUGAAUGGGGAAGUGGAGGACAAGGGGGAGGAAGAAGACUCGAAGGCAAAGCAGGAAGAAGAUAAAGGUGUGGUCACCAAUGGGCUGGAUGUGAGUCCCAUAGAGGAGGAGAAGAAGGGAAAGAGUGAAGAGAAAGUGGUGGUGACCAAAAAAGUUGAGAAAAUCACCAGCGAAGGGGGCGACGGGACCACCACCUACAUCACGAAGUCUGUGACCGUCACACAGAAGAUGGAGGAGCAUGAGGAGACGGUUGCAGAGAAAUUGGUGUCCACUAAGAAGGUAGAGAAGGUCACUUCUUCACAUGCUGUAAUGAAAGAAGUCAAGGAGAGUGACUAAGAUAAUCCUAUGUUCUCCUUCUAAAGAGCUUGGGUCGGUGCAAAAGGUUAAGCCAUACGACAGCUGCAAAAUGCAUGUAAGUGACGGCUUCUAAGCAGAACGGGUUCUCUUGUGGCAUCUCCAGAAACUAUUUAUUUUAUUUUGGAUUUCUUUUAGUGCAAUACCCAGGGGUGGGGGGGAAUGCAUGCCAACCCUAUGCGCUCCCUCUUGCAGAUCUUGGGGAAUUUCAUUAUUUUAAUUUUUCUUAGGGGAAAAAAAUUGCAUGAGCUGUUAUUUCAGACAGAGGAAGUUGCCGACUUUCCUAAACUGCUGAUAGGAUGCUUUGGAGGAAACGUCUUAAGAUGUAUUAUGCAAAGAAUCAACUGAGCCAAAUACAAACCAACAAUAAGGAAUGAAUGAAUGAAUGAGAAAAAAACAUAAUACUAAUACCCAGAACUCUCCUAGCCUUAAGCUAUUUAAUAAUUAUGUUUACCUCAAUGGUGCAAUUAAAAUGGACUUUUGUUCAUGAGAGAACCUACCUUGACAUGCACAGUACGCAACCUUUUGUUGUUCGAUGUAAACCAGUCACACAGCAGUUCAUGCUCAAUAAAGGUCAUACUGGAAAUGAA